AGAUGUCAAAAGUAAACAUGAAGCUUGCAAUUACAUUUAUUUUCGGCGUAUUCCUGUUACGAGAAUGCAAUGGGCAGAUCAUCGUCAACACUAACACUGGAGAAGUCAUGGGUAAAACAAUUAAUGUUUUAGGCAGGAAAGUUCAUGCCUUUUUAAGUAUUCCCUAUGCGAUUCCUCCGAUCGGUCAAUACAGAUUUCAUGUUUCUAUGCUUAACUUAUGGAAAAUCGUUUACAAUGCCACAGAAAAAACGCCCUCCUGCAUGCAAUGCCCAUUGAUACCGGAAUUCCCGUGGGUUCCGGAUUUAGAAAAUAUGAGCGAAGAUUGCCUUUACCUGAAUAUUUGGGUUCCUGCCGAGAACAAACAACAAUCUCCGUUAUCGACAAUGGUGUGGAUUCACGGAGGUGGAUACAACACGGGAUCGUCGAAUCUGGAUGUCUACGACGGAGGGGUGAUNAAAAAAAGACCCGCUGCAAUGUGUAGGGAUUUUAAUGCCUUUUUAAGUAUUCCAUAUGCGAUUCCACCGAUCAGUCAAUACAGAUUUUAUUCUUCUUUGCCUAACGUAUGGAAAAUCGUUUACAAUGCCACAGAAAAACCGUCCUCCUGCGUGCAAUGCCCAUUGAUACCGGAAUUCCUAUGGAUUUCGGAUUUAGAAAAUAUGCGCGAAGAUUGCCUUUACCUCAAUAUUUGGGUUCCGGCAGAGAACAAAGAACAAUCUCCGUUAUCGACAAUGGUGUGGAUACAAUUCACGGAGGGAGAUACAACGCGGGAUGGUCGAAUCUAG
This is a messenger RNA of Centruroides sculpturatus (bark scorpion), 782 nucleotides long. Its product is annotated as acetylcholinesterase-like. Gene Ontology annotation, cellular component: plasma membrane. The record is from RefSeq and is a predicted model, not a curated record. Gene Ontology annotation, molecular function: acetylcholinesterase activity. Bases 3 to 782 code for a protein of 259 amino acids. The transcript is spliced from 2 exons. Gene Ontology annotation, biological process: acetylcholine catabolic process; choline metabolic process. NCBI's taxonomy places the organism in Eukaryota, Metazoa, Arthropoda, Arachnida, Scorpiones, Buthidae.